GAUAUCUGGAGGGAAAUGGACAGAAUCAGAGCAAAGCGAUCUCAAAGAGCUCUGGAAUUUCGGGAAGAUGUGGCUGGAGGAUUUCAAUUUCUUAUUCCGGUUGCUGUGAAGCUACUUUUUGUCAUAUCUGGCUUGUCAUUUGCCACUGGCGGAAAGGUGCUGGUCCUCCCCUUGGAUGGCAGCCAUUGGCUCAGCACGAGGCUACUGAUGAAAGAGCUUUGGCAGAAGGGGCAUGAAAUCGUUGUCGCGGCACCCGAAACCACUUUACAUAUCAGAAAAGGAGCUUUUUAUACUCUAAAAACAUAUCCAUCAACUAUGAAUAAGGAAGAGCUGGAAGCUUUUUUGAAGACAUUCCUUCAUGAAACCUUGGAGGAGAGAUUUUUCCUGGAAAGAGUUUUUAAAAUAUUUAAAGGCAUGAAAAACAUGUCUGAGCAGCUAUUUUCAUCGUGUUACCAUUUUGUGCAUAGCAAGGAACUGAUGGGAUUCAUCAACGAGAGCAGAUUUGAUGUCAUAGUACUGGAUCCGGUUUAUCCCUGUGGUUCGAUUGUGGCCGAGUCUCUGUCCAUUCCAGCAGUUUACAUUUUGCGAGCAAUUCCAUGUAGUAUAGACUUCGAUGGGACUCGGUGUCCAAACCCUCCAUCAUAUAUUCCUAGGAUGUUUUCAACAAACACCGAUCGCAUGUCAUUCCUGCAGCGGGUGGAGAAUGUUUUGCUGACCUUACUCCAGGAGUUUCUCUGCAAUUUUGCCUUCUCCCCUUUUGCCCAGCUGGCUUCUGAGAUUUUGCAGCGAGAUAUGACGAUAGUGGACGUUUUAAGUUAUGGAUCAAUCUGGCUGAUGAGAGGUGACUUUGUGAUGGACUAUCCCAGACCCAUCAUGCCCAAUAUGGUCUUCAUCGGUGGCCUAAACUGUGCUCUCAAAAAAACACUGUCUCAGGAAUUUCAGAACUUUGUGAAUGAUUCUGGGGAACAUGGAAUUGUGGUCUUCUCUUUGGGUUCAAUGGUCUCAGAAAUUCCAGAGAAGAAAGCAAUGGAAAUUGCUGAAGCUUUGGGACGAGUACCUCAAACCGUCCUCUGGAGGUAUACUGGAACACCACCAGCAAAUCUUGCAAAAAACACCAAACUUGUGAAGUGGCUACCUCAGAAUGAUCUGCUUGCUCACCCCAAGACCCGGGCCUUUGUUACUCACGCUGGCUCCCAUGGCAUAUAUGAGGGAAUAUGUAAUGGAGUUCCAAUGGUGUUGUUGCCAUUAUUUGGUGAUCAAAUGGAUAAUGCUGUACGCAUAGAGUCCCGAGGAGCAGGGGUGACUCUGAAUGUCCUGGAGAUGACAACUGAAGAGUUAAGCAAUGCCCUGAAAAAAGUCAUUACUGACAAAAGCUACAAAGAGAACAUCAUGCGUCUUUCGGCUCUUCACAAAGACCGACCUGUGGAGCCUCUUGACCUUGCCGUGCAUUGGGUGGAAUUUGUGAUGAAGCAUAAAGGAGCCCCACAUUUGCGCCCCGCUGCCCACGAUCUCAACUGGUUCCAGUAUCACUCCUUGGAUGUGAUCGCUUUUCUCCUGGCCAUUGUGCUGAGUGUCUUCUUCAUCUUCUUUAAGUCUUGUAUGUUUUGCUUCAGGAAAUGCUUCCAGAAGAAAGGGAAAGCUAAGAAAUCCCAGAAAAGCAAGUCGCAAUGAGAGGUUCCAUCUCAUUCAUAGACCAGGCAGAAAAUGAAAGUUUCUGUUCACACUGGCACACCUGGACACACACUUGGUGAAGCAGUAGUAAUAGCAUUUAUUAAGCGCUUACUGUGUGCAGAGCACUGCACUUAAUGUUGGGAGGGAAUACGCUCAAUUUUAAAGAAGAAGAUCGGAUCUUCUGCUUUGUGUCUUAACUAGUAAAAAAAAAUUAAGACACCCUAAACUAUAAUCAGGGUUUCCAAUGAAUCUUUAAUGAGGACUGAUAGUCAUAUUUAUUGAGUGCUUACUGUGUACAGAGCACUGUACUAAGCACUUGGGAAAGUACAGUACAACAAUAUAACAGACACAUUUCCUGCCCUCCAUGAGAGAGUGAGUUUUCUUCUCCAAAGUAGCAGAUUUUGCUCUUGUUCUUGGACCGUGACGGGCUAAUGUGUAAAGUUGUACAGUUUGCACUCAAAUAAAUCCAUACCAAAUUUCUGAA
Molecule: messenger RNA, 2155 nt
Organism: Tachyglossus aculeatus (Australian echidna)
Lineage: Eukaryota; Metazoa; Chordata; Mammalia; Monotremata; Tachyglossidae
Product: UDP-glucuronosyltransferase 1A1-like
Exons: 5
Coding region: 16-1671 (551 amino acids)
Molecular function (GO): UDP-glycosyltransferase activity
Source: RefSeq, a predicted model, not a curated record